This is a messenger RNA of Kazachstania africana CBS 2517, 861 nucleotides long. It is a transcript of the gene INM2, whose product is annotated as inositol monophosphate 1-phosphatase INM2. Gene Ontology annotation, biological process: phosphatidylinositol phosphate biosynthetic process; inositol metabolic process; signal transduction. The transcript has a single exon. Gene Ontology annotation, molecular function: inositol monophosphate 1-phosphatase activity. Bases 1 to 861 code for a protein of 286 amino acids. The record is from RefSeq and is a predicted model, not a curated record. NCBI's taxonomy places the organism in Eukaryota, Fungi, Ascomycota, Saccharomycetes, Saccharomycetales, Saccharomycetaceae.
AUGAAUCAAGAACAAUUAAAACAGAUAGAAAAUGCGAUUGUGGGUCUUCUAAAAAAUGAAGUUGGUCCCAUCAUCAAGACUAAAGCGCAUGAAAAGUCGAAAUAUGUCAAUAAGUCCAAUGCCGUCGAUUUAGUUACAGAGACCGAUAAACAAAUAGAAGUAUUAAUCAAGGAAAAAUUGGGAGCCUUAUAUCCAGAUUUCAAAUUCAUUGGUGAGGAAUCGUAUCAACCUGGCGUCACAAAAAUUUCUGAUGAGCCAACCUUUAUAGUUGAUCCAAUUGAUGGCACUACAAACUUCAUUCAUGACUUCCCCUUUAGUUGCUGUUCAAUUGGCCUUUCCAUAAAUCAAGAAGCUGUGGUGGGUGCCGUAUAUAACCCUCACCUCGGCCAAUUAUUCCAUGGUUCCAAAGGGAAUGGUGCUUUCUUAAAUGACACUAAAAUUGUUAUAGCCGAAAGACCAUUGAAAUUACAACAGUCAGUUAUUGGAUUCGAAGGCGGUGCAGAAAGACAAGGAUCUAAUUUUGAAGUUAAAAUGAGUACUUUGAAGAACCUUCUGGAUGCUCAAAAGGGUUUUGCCCAUGGCUUUAGAAGCUUGGGAAGUGCGGCAAUGAAUAUGUGCUAUACUGCAUUAGGAACAUAUGAUGCAUACUGGGAAGGCGGCUGCUAUGCAUGGGAUGUGUGUGCAGGCUGGUGCAUUCUUAAAGAGACAGGAGGAAUGGUAGUUGGUGGUAAUGUAAAUGAAUGGGAGAUUCCACUAGAUAGAAGGUGUUAUUUUGCCAUUAGAGGCGGAAGUAGCGAAGAUGAACAAAAAAAGUUCGUGCAAGAAUUCUGGAACCAAGUCCCUGCAGAAUUGAAGUAUUGA